AUGGACAACUACCACGACGGCGUUUACGGCGGGUCCGAUUUCGACUAUCGACCACGUUACGGAUCAGCGGGCUACGGAGCAGAUCCAGGAUCUCAGAACUCGGGACAACCCACUCCACCACCACUCCUAAUGCACGCGUCGUCGUCGUCAAAUGGGGCUGGCGUUACCUCACCCUCCGACCAGGUGUCCGGAGGUUCGAGCGCGGUGCCCACGCCAGGCCCUGGACAAUCGGGACCCCGUCGAAUGUCUACCUCGUCGCGCAUUGAGGGCAAGGACGAGCCCAUUGGCUUUGACGAGGGCAUCCUCCGCGGGCUCUGCGACAUGGACUGUGCACUGCCUCUCCUCGCGGACCGAAUAAAACAGAGCAUCGCAACGUGCAAGCAAGUCGGAACCUUCUUCAGGCAACGCUCAGAUGUCGAGGAAAAGUACGCGCGCGGACUCACAGACGUUGCUCGCACCUCGAACGAAGUGUAUAGCAAGGCGGACUGCAAGGCGGGUUCAUUUGUGGCCUCUUUCCAAGCCGCCCUGCGCUUGCAGGAGCAGUUGGCUCAGAACCGUUUACGGUUCUCGCAGCGGUUGAACGAGAUGAGCGAGGAGAUGUUCGCGUUGAGCCGGGAGGGAGAGCGGCAGCGCAAGCAGCACAAGGACAAUGGUACUCGGCUGCAGAACAUCUUGCAAGACAGCGAGACGGUCAUGGACAAGGCCAAGGGCCGCUUUGAUCAGACGGCAGAGGAACUGGAGCGCAUCCUCGUGGCCAAGGAAGGAGAGAGCUUCCGUGAUGCAGGAAUGCGCUCCGCCAACGCCGCGAACGCCGCGGCCGGUAACGGCCUCCCUCAAGGUAGCGGCAAGAAGGGCAUCGGCAAGGCGAUGACCAAGGGUCUAUUCAAGGGCAAGAAUCCGGCCCAAAUGGCCAAGCACGAGGACGACGUCCGCGCUCGCAUGGCGUUGACGAGCGAGGCGUUCCGCAAGGCUUGUCUGGAGAGCCAGGCGUUGCGCCAGGAGUACUUCAACCACCAGUUGCCCAGGAUUGUUCGCUUGCUUAAGGACUGCGCGGACGAACUCGACAACGGUAUGCAGUACCAUCUCACGCGCUACGCGUACAUGUACGAGUCGACUGUGGUGUCUGAAGGCACCCUCCUGAGCCCGCGCGACCCGGAAGAUGCGGGCAUGAAGGCCAUCUUCGACUUGAUUGACAACCGAUCCGACUUUAGGGCGUACAUGCAGAACUACGCUGUCGCUCGCAACGCACCAAGAGGCCCUCGCCGCGAAGGACUGUACGACGAAGGCUACUUACCACCUAUUUCGAACGGCAACGGCAACCUGCCGCAACCACAAACCCAGACCGGCACAUCCCCAGCUUCCACAGCCGACAUGUAUGUCAGCCCUGGUAUUCCAGCGAACUCGGGGGCCACGUUCGGCGUGGACCUUGGCGACCAGCUGGCACGCGAUGGCACAGAAGUGCCCAAGGUGGUCAUCAAGUGUGCUGAAGCGAUCGAGGCCUAUGGUCUCGAUUCGGUCGGCAUCUACCGGUUGUCGGGCACCACGUCGAAGGUGACGGCGCUCAAGAACGCGCUCGACAAGGACGUCGACGGCGUGGAUAUAAUGGACGAGGCGUGGAGCUCGGACAUCAAUGAGGUGUCUGGCGCACUGAAGUUAUGGUUCCGCGAGCUGCCCGAGCCGCUGCUCACAUACGGCCUGUACCAUGGGUUCAUUGACGCGGCCAAGAAGGACAUUGACCGCCUGCGGCACAUCAGACUGCACGAGCAGGUCAACGACCUCCCAGACCCCAAUUACGCGACGCUCAAGUACUUUAUGGGUCACCUGGACAAGGUCCGCCGUCACGAGGGCGUCAACCAGAUGUCGGCGUCGAACUUGUCGAUUGUCUUUGGCCCUACUCUUCUCGGCGCACCGCCAGAGGAGGGCGGCCUUAAGCUUGAGGACAUGAGCUACCAGUGCAAGGCCAUUGAAACCAUCCUUGAGAAGUACCACGAGAUUUUUGUGGAGGAGGAGGAUGAGGCCGAGGACGGCGCUGCGCAGGCGCAGCAGUAG
Messenger RNA from Cutaneotrichosporon cavernicola, 2049 nucleotides. RefSeq lists its product as uncharacterized. Gene Ontology annotation, biological process: signal transduction; regulation of GTPase activity. The coding region runs from base 1 to 2049 and encodes 682 amino acids. Gene Ontology annotation, cellular component: cytoplasm. The record is from RefSeq and is a predicted model, not a curated record. NCBI's taxonomy places the organism in Eukaryota, Fungi, Basidiomycota, Tremellomycetes, Trichosporonales, Trichosporonaceae. The transcript is spliced from 11 exons.